CUUUUUUCCUCCGAUUCUUAUUUAUCUACCUAUACCCUUGCACUGUUUCUCAAAGUGAAGUUUGGCUGGUCCAUAUCUUUUCGUUGGACGACUAUUAUAUCCCGCAUUGAAUUUACCCUGACUACAUAACGACCAACCAACCAUAGUUACAAUAUACUACACUAAAUCUGCCUCCCGCCUCCCGCCCUGACCCCGAGUCACACUACCUUUGCGCAACUACGACCUUGACGACUGCUUCAAUCAAACAAGAACCUUUACCAGGGUCCUCAUUACACGCUUUUCCUCCCCACUCUCUUUUAUCACAGAAACAAAUCUCUUCAAGCUAUUUACUGGUUGACCAGACGCUCUGAAAUUCACAGCGACCUUAGAACAGUGUUCGUUGCGACAGCCGAGGCCACGCAAGCCUGUGAACACUCAGGUGCUAGGGCACGUCCACUAUCUUCGCAUCGACAACAGAGAUGGAAAACGCUCGGCAAGAAGAUGAUAUGAUCGUCCCCUCGCAGUCUUCGGUGCAGUCUAUCUUCGGUGGACCAGCUGAAGCCGUCGACUACAGUAACGAUGCCGAUUCCGACACUCAUCAGCACGAGCCCCACAGCCCUCCCGACCUAAAAGCAACUUCUGCGACCCUCGGCGAUCAAAGCGUGGCACCUUUUCUCGCUCGACACGUUCCCGAACAGUACGGCGCUCUUGGACCCCAGAACAAGGGCCUGAUGGAGCUGAGCGGCGCGGAUUCACGCUAUUGUUAUCGCCAUAGGCCUGACCGUAAAUGCAGGCGACAAGCAGACGAGCCGACCAUGGACAAAUUACAGCGAGAAUUGGAAACACUGCCGCAGAGCGAUCAGCAGGGUAUCGCACAUGUUUGGUCCCUCUUCUCCGCCGCGCCAGCAAAACACCGAAAAUUGCUCCUUCAGGGUAUCAUGGCUCAAUGCUGCUUUCCGCAACUCUCCUUCAUUUCCGCGACCGUUCGAGAUCUCAUCCGCAUCGACUUCAUCGCGGCACUUCCCCCGGAGAUCUCUUUCAAAAUUCUGUGUUACCUGGACACAACUUCACUGUGCAAGGCCGCGCAAGUAUCACGGCGAUGGAGAGCUCUCGCAGAUGAUGACGUGGUAUGGCACCGGAUGUGCGAACAGCAUAUUCACCGCAAAUGCAAGAAGUGCGGCUGGGGACUUCCUCUACUAGAUCGAAAGCGUUUGCGGGAAUCGAAGCGUGAAAUCGAACUGCGCGCCACAAACUGGGACAUCAGCGGACCGGCAGCGGGUGCUGCUACCACCUGCAACGCGGAGACUGAUGCGGCAGCGGUUGUUCCAGCGAACCCAGCGAAUCCAGCCAAGCGAAAGCCUGAUUCGAGCGAGGAACAGUCCACUCUCGUCAAACGCCAUUGCUCGUCGCUUGCUCCGGCCCCGGGCCUUGGGAAUGACGACGCCUACUUCAAGACACGAUACAGACCUUGGAAGGAAGUCUACAAGGAUCGUUUCAAAGUGGGAACGAAUUGGAAAUAUGGACGCUGCUCCGUCAAAGUUUUCAAGGGCCACACGAAUGGUGUGAUGUGUCUCCAAUUCGAGGACAACAUUCUUGCCACGGGGUCUUAUGAUGCUACGAUCAAGAUUUGGGAUACCGAGACUGGCCAAGAGCUGCGCACGCUUCGUGGACACGAAUCUGGCAUUCGUUGUUUGCAGUUUGAUGACACCAAAUUGAUCAGUGGUAGCAUGGACCGCACCGUCAAAGUGUGGAACUGGCGCACUGGCGAAUGCAUUUCCACCUAUACCGGCCAUCGCGGUGGUAUCAUUGGCCUACACUUUGAUGCCACUAUUCUCGCUUCUGCAUCUGUUGAUAAGACUGUCAAGAUUUGGAACUUUGAGGAUAAGUCAACCUGCCUUCUACGGGGACACGCAGACUGGGUCAACGCAGUGCGGGUGGAUUCCAUGUCUCGUACAGUGUUCUCAGCCUCGGACGAUUGCACCGUCCGACUCUGGGACCUGGAUAGCAAGACCUGCAUUAGGACAUUCCACGGGCAUGUGGGUCAAGUCCAGCAGGUGAUCCCGCUUCCUCGGGAGUUUGAAUUCGAGGAGCAUGAUGCGGAGUGUGAAAACGACAAUGUCAGCACCAUCUCUGGGGACAUCGAGCCGGCCUCUCUUCAGGCUACACUGGGGUUAGAGUCCAAUUCUGUCAUGUCGCAGAGCUCGCCUUUUGGACCCGCUUUCGCAGACGGCCGUCCAGCACCACCGCGCUACAUCGUCACCAGUGCUCUGGACUCGACGAUCCGUCUGUGGGAGACGAGCACCGGUCGCUGCCUGCGCACGUUCUUCGGCCACUUGGAGGGUGUCUGGGCUCUUGCCGCCGACACCCUUCGCAUUGUCUCGGGAGCCGAAGACCGCAUGGUCAAGAUCUGGGAUCCCAGAACGGGCAAAUGCGAACGCACAUUCACUGGUCACUCCGGCCCCGUCACUUGCAUGGGACUCGGUGACAGUCGCUUCGCCACCGGCAGCGAGGACUGCGAGGUCCGAAUGUACAGCUUCCAGAGCUGAUGCCUUCUCUUUUUUAAUUCUUCCUACAAAUCUCCUUCCGCUAAAAGCUACGAGUGGCUUGGUUUAAUGUUUGUUGUCAUUGAAACUUUAUGAAAAUACCCAUCAUGUUUUCUAUUUUCAGGCGUGGCUGGAGGGUUCGGAUGGCUGGAGGAAGCCUGGCGUUGGUGUUGUGUUGUUCUGCUGGUCUUCUUAGGUUAUGACCUAUUUCCAAUUCAUCUGGUAAUGCGGUUUAUCAUGGUUUAG
Messenger RNA from Aspergillus fijiensis CBS 313.89, 2768 nucleotides. Its product is annotated as F-box/WD repeat-containing protein. Bases 459 to 2525 code for a protein of 688 amino acids. Gene Ontology annotation, molecular function: protein binding. The transcript is spliced from 2 exons. Lineage: Eukaryota; Fungi; Ascomycota; Eurotiomycetes; Eurotiales; Aspergillaceae. The record is from RefSeq and is a predicted model, not a curated record.